Dunckerocampus dactyliophorus (ringed pipefish) is the source of this 896-nucleotide messenger RNA. It is a transcript of the gene cxcl19, whose product is annotated as chemokine (C-X-C motif) ligand 19. The transcript has 3 exons. Gene Ontology annotation, cellular component: extracellular region. The record is from RefSeq and is a predicted model, not a curated record. NCBI's taxonomy places the organism in Eukaryota, Metazoa, Chordata, Actinopteri, Syngnathiformes, Syngnathidae. Gene Ontology annotation, biological process: neutrophil chemotaxis; inflammatory response; cellular response to lipopolysaccharide. Bases 212 to 574 code for a protein of 120 amino acids. Gene Ontology annotation, molecular function: chemokine activity; CXCR chemokine receptor binding.
GUGCCACCAAGGACCCCCCCCCCCCACACACACACACACACCACCACCACCACCACCACCACCACCACCUUACUUGGCUGGGGGUGUCCAUGUUGAAAUGUGAAGAAGUGAAAGUGCAGGCUGACGUUCAUCAUUUCUGAGAAGUGUGUGUCCCAUGACUAACUUCAAAGUCCUCUUUGGCUUCUUCUGAGGCAGGUCACAUGACUUCUUCAUGCUUAAAUUGUGCAGCGAGCACUUGUGGACCACACACAGCAUGAAGAUCUGCGUUCUGCUCACAUUCGGCUGCCUGCUUGCCCUCAUUCACGGCAUGCCACCCCUCAGCCAAGACUACAAUACACACUGCCGCUGCUUGCAGGCUGAGACCAGGAUCAUUCCACCGGACAGACUGAGGAACAUCAAGCUGGUCCCUAAAGGGCCCCAUUGCACCAACGCAGAGGUCAUAGCCAUCCUGGCGAGUGGCCAGCGCGUCUGCCUGGAUCCUCAAUCCUUGUGGGUCAGGAAGCUGGUCCGCUUUGUACUGGACAAGCAGCUUCAUCAGAGGAUGGGUGUGCAACGCUCCCGGGGUCCAGCGUGAUGACACAACAACACAACCGCUUCUUGUUUGAAUGUCUUAAUAAUAUUUUUUUUUCUUUUGACGAGCGUAUCAGCAGCUUUCCGCUUUACUUAGCAAACUAGCGACUGUUUAAUGGUGUGAACAAACAUUUUGUUGCAUGUAAACAAAAAAACAUUAAAAGUGCCCUGAUCUGAUUGAUGGUGUUACAUUAAGGGAAGGCCAGUGCCUCGUUUUGGCCUUUUGGAGGAAGACUCUAAAAGGAGUUGGAAUUAGGCCAUUAAGAAUCAUUAUUGGCUUAAUUGUUAUGAAUUGUCAUCACCUCGAGGCACCACCCUGAGACAAC